Messenger RNA from Colletotrichum karsti, 1527 nucleotides. RefSeq lists its product as uncharacterized. Lineage: Eukaryota; Fungi; Ascomycota; Sordariomycetes; Glomerellales; Glomerellaceae. The coding region runs from base 1 to 1527 and encodes 508 amino acids. The record is from RefSeq and is a predicted model, not a curated record. Gene Ontology annotation, molecular function: heme binding; iron ion binding; monooxygenase activity. The transcript has 5 exons.
AUGGCCUCGGCUUACAUUCUCGCCAUCUACUUCCUGGUGAUCAUCUUCGCCAGUGUACAGAUCAAACACAAGAUCAACAACUUCAAGUCUCCUCUCAGGAAGGUUCCGGGACCUUGGUACGCCCCUUUGACAAACCUCCAUCUUCAAUAUCUCUUCUCUACUGGUACCAUCUGGAAGUUGGUAGAAAGGAGUCAUCGCAAGUAUGGAGGUAUUGUUCGACUAGGACCUCGCCAGGUCUGGAUCUCUGACAAAGAGGCCAUGAAGACAAUCUUGGUGAAGACGGAUCUUCCAAAGGUUGCCAUGUACGCCGAGAUCUCUCGUGAUAAGUUCAGCCCCGGCCUGUUUGGUGAAAUCCGACCGGAGCCUCACAAGCGCCUUAAGCGUUUCUUGUCGCCUGCCUUUACUGUGGCUUACAUCGACAACCUGGAGAUGUUCUUCAAGACGACCGUACGCGAUGUACUCAACAAGUACCAAACUCAGAUCAACGCCGAUCCUGUCUACUACGCCAAGAAGGGCAUCGAGGUUGACUUGAUGGACGACCUCCACAACGUUGCUCUUGACAUUAUGGGCGAGUGCUCCUUUGGAAAAGGAUUCGGACAGACCAACCCAGACAGCAUGAUCGAAGACGGAGUCGACGAGAAAAUUUGGAAGUCCAUCCCUCGCUCCAUUUUCGAUGGUCUCAGCAAGCGAUACCAGACAGUCUACGUCAAGAAGUUCUUCCGCACCUUCGGCAUCGACAUCCAAUUCGACUGGCCCGCCGAGAUGAUCACUGCCAUCGACGCCGUCGUCCAACGUCGCAAGCGCACUAACGAUGUCGAGCGCCGCGACCUUCUCCAGCACCUCAUCGAGGAGGGCAAGAAACCUGACACCGGAACAAUCAUGUCUGCCCGUGACAUUGUCGACCAGAUGGCCGAGAUUCUCCUGGCCGGCUCCGAGACCACGUCUGGUACCAUCGGCUGCCUCUUCCUCGAACUCGCCCGCAACCCUGACGUCCGCCGCAAACUGUUCGAGUCUCUCCCCGCCAAGGGUUUUAACGACGAUAUUGUCACCAGCAAAUCCGUCCGCAGCGAGCCCGGGUACGAGUACCUCGAAGCUUGUAUCAAGGAGAACCUGCGCCUGCACCCCAUCGCAUCUGAGAUGGGUCGUCGAACCGGUAACCAAUGGGUCAACCUCUGCGGCUACGACCUGCCUCCUCACACCGUUGUCUCCGCUUCCUACCGCGACCUCCACCGCAACGAAGAAUUCUGGCCCCAGGCUGAGCGUUUCUGGCCCGAGAGGUGGCUGUCUGAAGACAAACGCGAGGGCGCGCCCGCUCCUGACAUGGACGCCUACUACCCAUUCUCAGGAGGCAAGCACUCUUGCAUUGGCAUCAACUUUGCUUGGGCAGAGAUGCGAAUGGUCGCCGCCAACCUCCUCCAGAGAUUCGACGUCCUCGAGGUUCCGGGACAAGACAUCGACUUCCGCCAGUACAUCACCAUGCAGUUCGCCACAGGUCACUGGAAAGUCGUGCUCAAGCCAAGAAACUGA